AUGACACGACUGAACAGAAGCUGCGGCUUAACGCUCGUGGCUCUUUGCUUCGUUGGUUUGGUGACUGCAGACGACGACCAUGAUUCCCACAUGGACAUGAGCGCUCCUAAGGAAUUCCAUCCGAUUAAUCCAAGGUCGAAGACAUUCCAUUGGCUUUUAUCGUUGGCUUUACUGUUUAUGUUACCUUCUGUAUCAGCGGCUUACUGCUUUGCCAACCGUUAUGUUGUAUCGAGCAUAAUGCAAAUUAUUUGCGCUUGCUACGCAGUAUUCGAAGUCUUAGUAUUAUCGUUUCCCGAUAGCGAUGGAGUGGAAAAUAGAACCUCAGUGGGCACUGGGUGGGUUCUUGCAAUUCUCUAUUGUGUCACUGUAUUUUUUGGAUCGCUGACAAACGGAAGUGAGUUUCUGCUACGGAACAAACAGAGUGACCAAUGGCUGAGCGCGUUAGGACAUACAGCUAGUAGGCGUGUGUACAAGACUCUUUCUGUCUUCGUUGUGCUUGUCGGUUGGGUGAAAGUUUGUUUGGCUCCCGUAGCUUUGUUCGGGUUUUGCAGAGGAAGAAGUACCGGGCAAUGUAUAGCUCAUGGAAUUAUGGGGAGCUCAUUUAUUUGGUAUGGGUUCAUACUUCUACUAGUGCUUGUGAUACCGUGGCUGCGACUAAGAGAGACCGGAUACAGUCAAGAAUUUUUUGACUCUCUGUUGAUGACUGCCUGGGGUUGUGUUAAUACCUUCACCGAACAUCGCUGGGGCCGUGAAGCAUGGUCUCAUGGUGACUAUCAACACACUUCCAUGGGAAUAAUCUGGUGGUGUGGGGGCCUUUUAGGGCUCUGGUUAACUAGAAAUGGGGAACGAUCUUACAUUCCUGCGUUACUUUUAAUGUUCACGGGUUAUGGAAUGGCAGAACAUGUGCAGAAGCUACAGAUUAGCACGAAAGUUCAUUCAUUUUUUGGGUUGGCUCUAAUCGGCGGCGGAUUAGCCAGAAUAGUGGAGAUUUCGUUUGUUUUAAGAGACAAGCGUCAUGAUUCAAAAGUCCACUCUUUCCAAUACCUCCCGUCUUUUGCUUUGGUAGAAGCAGGUGUACUUUUCAUGGGUGCCACAGAAGAACAGCUCCAACUGGUCAAGGAUCUCGGAGCCGACCAUUCUUCGUACAUUUUGGUAGUAUCCGGCGCUGCUUUUAUGAUUCAGUUAUGGUUCUUGUUAAUUCUGGAAUUAUAUCUGAAACUUGCUACUUCAGACUUUGCCAGUAACGGAGAGUACACAUUGGCUGAUGAAGAGUUCGAACUUUCCGACCUCUCACCAGUGAAUACACACGAAUAA
Molecule: messenger RNA, 1314 nt
Organism: Komagataella phaffii GS115
Lineage: Eukaryota; Fungi; Ascomycota; Pichiomycetes; Pichiales; Pichiaceae
Exons: 1
Coding region: 1-1314 (437 amino acids)
Source: RefSeq, a predicted model, not a curated record